Rattus norvegicus (Norway rat) is the source of this 3272-nucleotide messenger RNA. It is a transcript of the gene Qsox1, whose product is annotated as quiescin sulfhydryl oxidase 1. NCBI's taxonomy places the organism in Eukaryota, Metazoa, Chordata, Mammalia, Rodentia, Muridae. Gene Ontology annotation, cellular component: Golgi apparatus; Golgi membrane; extracellular exosome. Gene Ontology annotation, molecular function: protein disulfide isomerase activity; thiol oxidase activity; flavin-dependent sulfhydryl oxidase activity. The transcript is spliced from 12 exons. Gene Ontology annotation, biological process: negative regulation of macroautophagy; extracellular matrix assembly. The record is from RefSeq and is marked validated. The coding region runs from base 28 to 2280 and encodes 750 amino acids.
GCGAGGUGGACAGUCAAGCCGCCUAGGAUGAGGAGGUGCGGCCGCCACUCGGGGCCGCCGUCGCUGCUGCUGCUACUUCUGCUGCUCCCGCCGCUGCUGCUCUCGGUGCCCGGCGCUUACGCGGCCCGGCUCUCGGUGCUCUACUCGUCCUCUGAUCCACUGACGCUGCUGGAUGCGGACACCGUGCGCCCGGCUGUGCUGGGAUCCAGUAGCGCCUGGGCGGUGGAGUUCUUCGCCUCCUGGUGUGGCCAUUGCAUCGCCUUCGCUCCGACGUGGAAGGAGCUUGCUAACGACGUGAAAGACUGGAGGCCAGCACUAAAUCUUGCUGUCCUGGACUGUGCUGAUGAGACCAAUAGUGCUGUCUGCAGAGAGUUCAACAUCGCCGGCUUCCCCACUGUGAGGUUUUUUAAGGCCUUUUCCAAGAACGGUACUGGAACAGCAUUGCCAGCCGCUGGUGCUAAUGUGCAGACGCUGCGUAUGAGGCUCAUCGAUGCUCUGGAGUCCCACCGUGACACGUGGCCCCCAGCAUGUCCACCCCUGGAGCCUGCCAAGCUGAAGGAUAUCAAUGAAUUCUUUACAAGAAGUAAAGCAGAGUACCUGGCCCUGAUCUUUGAAAGGGAAGACUCCUAUCUGGGUAGAGAGGUAACUCUGGACCUGUCCCAGUUCCAUGCUGUGGCAGUGCGCAGGGUCUUGAAUUCAGAGAGCGACGUGGUGAGCAAGUUUGCUGUCACUGACUUUCCAUCUUGCUACCUGCUGCUUCGGAAUGGUUCUGUUUCCCGAGUGCCUGUGCUGGUAGAGUCCAGGCCUUUCUAUACAUCCUACCUGCGGGGGCUCCCUGGACUGACCAGGGAGGCUCCCCCAACCACAGCUGCACCAGUCACUCCUGAUAAGAUAGCACCCACAGUGUGGAAGUUUGCAGACCGCUCCAAGAUCUACAUGGCUGACCUGGAGUCUGCACUACACUACAUCUUGCGUGUAGAAGUGGGAAAGUUCUCAGUUCUGGAGGGACAGCGCUUGGUGGCCCUGAAAAAGUUUGUGGCAGUAUUGGCCAAGUACUUCCCUGGCCAGCCUCUGGUCCAGAACUUCUUGCAUUCCAUAAACGAUUGGCUUCAGAAGCAGCAGAAAAAGAAGAUUCCCUAUAGUUACUUCAAAGCCGCUCUGGACAGCAGGAAGGAGAACGCUGUCCUUGCUGAGAAGGUGAACUGGAUUGGUUGCCAGGGCAGUGAGCCACAUUUCCGGGGAUUCCCCUGCUCCCUGUGGGUCCUCUUCCACUUCCUGACUGUGCAGGCACACCGAUACAGUGAGGCCCACCCACAAGAACCAGCUGACGGCCAGGAGGUCCUGCAAGCCAUGCGAAGCUAUGUGCAGUCCUUCUUCGGCUGCCGAGACUGUGCCAACCAUUUUGAGCAGAUGGCUGCAGCAUCCAUGCACCAAGUGAAAAGUCCCAGUAAUGCCGUUCUCUGGCUCUGGACGAGUCACAACAGGGUCAACGCUCGCCUCUCGGGUGCUCUGAGCGAGGACCCCCAAUUCCCCAAGGUGCAGUGGCCACCCCGUGAGCUGUGUUCUGCCUGUCACAAUGAAGUCAACGGACAAGUGCCUUUGUGGGACCUCGGUGCCACCCUCAACUUUCUCAAGGCUCACUUCUCCCCAGCAAACAUCGUCAGAGACCCUCCUGCACCUGGACCAGCAUCCCGGAGGGGCACCCAGGAUCCAGAAGCUUCCCCCAACCUGGUAAUGGAUACAUUAAAACUGGAGACCGGGAAUUCAGUGCUGGGCCAUGAGCAGGCUGCUUCUGCAGCAUCCCCGGGAGCCACUGCCCUAGAUGUACCAGCUGGGAAGCCUGAAGCAAGUGGUCCCCAGGAACUAAACGCAGGCCUCAGUAUGGGUGGAGCGUCACCAGGGCAGGGCCCUCCUGAGCACACGGAAGAGCUUCUGAGGGAUGUGCAGGAGAAUGCCCAGGGGCAGCAACACUUGAGCAAGAGAGACACUGAAGCCUUAUUGCUGCCUGAGGUGAACCACCUCCAAGGCCCUUUAGCGCCCAGGCGAGGCGGCCACAGCCCCAAGCAGCUAGCCAGUAUACUCGAAGGAGAGCCAGAGGCCCUAGCUAUACAGGGCCGACGCCAGUGGCUCCAGGUUCUGGGAGGAGGAGUUUCCUUCCUGGACAUUAGCCUCUGUGUGGGGCUCUACUCUGUGUCCUUCAUGGGCUUGCUGGCCAUGUAUACCUACUUCCGGGCCAGGAUGAGAACCCCCAAGGGCCAUGUUAGUUACCCCACAGCCUGAACUGCCCAGCAAAGGACCGAGAAGGAGCUGCUGUCUAUGGGGUGUUUUGUUUUUUGCCCACUGGCCCCCUUGCUGCCUUUCUACCCCCUGUCCCAUUGUCUGGCUUAGGAGAGUGGGAAGUCCAAGAAAGUGAGUUGUUGCAGUGAACCCUGGCGUCUACUGUGAGGAUUCCAUAGACAAAACAGAAACAGGGUGCUGGUCUGGCCUGGCCAGCAUGGGGUAGGAGCAGCCUAAUGCAGGGCUCACAGGGCUCGCAGGGCUCCGGGCUUCUGGGAGGCUCAGCACCAAAUUCUGUUUUUCAGCUUUUGUGAAGCCCUGCCCCAUUCCUGCUGAAGUCUCAGUGUCUCCUGCUUGGCCUUGGCCUUGAACUGAGGCAAACAAGUCCAGAGUUUCCAAGGUUUCUCAUCCAGAGGAGAGUAUCGGGGCGGGGUGGGCAGGGGUGGACCUCCUCACGCCUUCUGAGGUUGUCCACUUCCCUCCCUCUCAACAUGAAGAAAACCGCAUCCCUUCCGGCCUUCUCUGGCCUACCCAGCUCCAGCACCUCAGCUGUGGUGGGGUCUGGGAGCCUCAGGAAAUGACUCUGGUCACCCAGGCUCACAGUGGGGUUUCUGCUGCAAGAGUGUAGCUCGAGGUGGUGUGGUUUGGCAGGCUGGAGGGGGACAGUUGCCGGACUGUGGGUGCAGCGCUUGCUUGGUGGUAGGGGAAAGGGGGUGGGUGAUGCUGGGGUCUGGAGUGCCUUAGUCCUGAGCUACCUGUGAGAGGGCAGACUCCUCUCUGGGCUGGAUGCUUGUCUCUUACUUUGGUCUCUAAAAUCAAUGCUAACUGGGGGGUGUGGAAGGUGCUAGGUUGAGAGCAGUAAGCAGAAUGUCCCUCUCUCCUGGCUGGUUCCACGGCUGGCAGGAGGGGGUGGAGAGACCGGCUCACGUGCUUCAUUCCCACCAGUUCCUACUGCUUGGGAGGGAUGUGGAAUAAAAUUAUUUUUGUUAAGUCUC